Molecule: messenger RNA, 1839 nt
Organism: Naegleria fowleri
Lineage: Eukaryota; Heterolobosea; Eutetramitea; Acrasida; Naegleriidae
Exons: 5
Coding region: 1-1839 (612 amino acids)
Source: RefSeq, a predicted model, not a curated record
AUGGGAAAUUCAAUUUCUGAAUCAUCAGAAGGUGCCAAAACGGCCCUGAUUGAAGAAACGAACGACGAUGAUACAGACAGGGUUUCAUUAACGCCCAUGUAUGAUUGGAACCUUUCCAAUUUUCAACAAUUAUUGAUUGAGAAUGGAAUUGAAAAAUCUGUGGCUCAGAAAUUUAAUAGCAAGAAUGAUAACUUGUCAAUAUACUUGUCCAGAUACAAAAGUGUUGGAGAAGCUCUUUUUCACAUUUCAUCAUGUCAACUCAUUGCUCAAGUCACACAGGAUACCUAUGCGGCCAAAAAAAUAUAUAGUUUAUUGAAGAAAACAAAACAAGAACAGAUUUUAUCAAGAGUCAUUUCACCUGAAAAGAAAAUUGAAUUGGAAAAAAAUUAUCUUCGUUUUAUGGACAAAAUAUUUGAAAAAAACAUUCCAGAAAAUUAUCAAGUGAUGGAUUUCAGUGAUGACACUUCAUUGGUAAAAGAUUUAGUGGAUGACACUGAUUUAAGCUGGCAACAAACAGAUCAAUCACCCUCUCUCUCAACCACCUCAACAUCUCAUGAAUCCUUCCUUUCCAGUACCUCCUUUUCCUAUAACUCAACAGUUAAUAUUGAUUCCACUCUUGCUGCUUCCUUUGACGCAGAAAAUGCAACUCCCGCCGCCUCCACUUCCUCUCCUUUUUUUUCGUCACAUCAACCAUUUUCUAAACAACCAAGUCGAUCCAGUACUCCAGUCUCCAUCUCCUUUUCUCCCACUUCUAAUGCUAACAACUCCAAGCAAAAAUCUCAAAUGUAUCACCCAGUAGGGCUUUUUUCAUCUGAACUUUUAUCAGAAUCUGAAAUGAAUGCGAUCAAGAAUUGUUGUAAAAAAUUAGAAAAGUCAUUCAAGCAGUCACAAACGCAGCUUUUGAUCACCGCUCAAAAUUUAUGCCUUCCAGAUCGAUUCAAAUAUCGAUAUUUUCAUCCUUAUAUUAAGCAAAACGAUUUUGUUGUCAGAGGUUCGUCGAAAAAGAAGGUAUCUCUUCCUGUGAAGUUGGUAAUUACUACGCUGCAUGAAAAUCAAAUGCAUCGAUUUAUUCGCCGUGUUGGGCACAUUGCAAAUAUUGCAAACACCGAUGAAAAAGGAGGGUUUGGUUUAUUCCAUACUGCUCUCAUUGUUGGAAAUUGGUAUAUCGAGUUUAAUGAUAAUUCUAUUGCUUGUGUUAGACCUAUUUCCUCGAGUAAGGCUGUGUUUGUUUAUCAUUUAAAAGCCUUUGGGGAAGCUGAAAUCAAUGAAGUCAUUAACAAAAUUACUCGAGUGUGUUGUACAUGGAAUGCAACUCAAUAUUAUGAUGUCAAAACUGCAAAUUGUCAACAUUUUACUCAAACCGUUCUGAAAGCCAUUGGAAUUGACCUGAAAAACUCUACAGAAAUAUCACCUCUUGUGAAGGACUAUUUUUUCAAAUUGAAAAAGUAUGGAAUCUGUUCCAUGACCUACUCCAUCCCAAAACCAAUCAAGCCAUCGUUUAAUUUUGACGAGAUUACCUUCAAAACUCACCAAGAAUUAGACCAAUUUUGGUUAACUGUCAAUGCAAAACAUCAUGCUUGGGUGAACACGGAGGAAGGAAAGAAUCACGAAAAUUUGUUGAAGAGUUAUGACCGAGCGUUUUGGCUUAGGAGACAAUCCUCCAAAGACAUGUGCAACGAAGUGAAUGAACCUUUGCGAGAUAAUGACGAAACACAUCGAUGCCUGUGUCCCUUCAAUGAAUAUGAAUGUGAAACACACUCAUUCUUACUUGCUGACAGUGUGUCAGGAAAUAAUUUUCUUGGCAGUUGGUGCCCAGAAUAUCCUUCUCGAGUUGGUUAA